AUGGCACGAAACAUCAUCACGCCGCUCUCACGUGUCUUGCCGUCGAUCAAGACGCCCAUCGUCCUGGGCGCGAUGGCGGGUGCGUCGGGCGGUCAGCUCGCAGGUGCUGUUUCGUCUGCUGGCGGAUUCGGUUUCAUCGGCGCUGGCUACCUGACACCGACCACGCUGCAGGGUGAGGUUGACAAAGCCUUUCAACAGCUCUCGGUCUCUCACGCCGAUCUGCUUUCGAGCAAGAAGAGGGCCGACUUUGGGAUUGGAAUCCUCGUCUGGCGGCUCACGGAGCUGAACGGCGGCAAGAAGCCAGAUCAAGCUUCCCCGAAUGACGACGUCAAACAGUUCCUCGAGGUGAUCGUCAAGGCUCGACCGCGCGCGAUCUGGCUCAGCUUUGGUGAUGAGGCAGAGCUCACGGGCUGGCAGAAGAUCAUCGCUGAUCUGGAUCAGCAGCACAACACCGAUCUAGAGGGCAGCAACGACGAGCAGGUGAAGUGGUUCGUCAUGAUUGGGCGGGAGCAGGAGUUGCAAGCCGCGGUAGAGAAGUGUAGGUGCGACGUGCUCAUUGUGCAAGGGUGCGAGGCAGGGGGUCAUGGUCAUUCCGAGGCACCUCCGCUAUCGGCGCUGCUGGCCGACGUGCUGAAGACCCUGCCGAAGCUGCGACCGAACAGUGCCACGGGGGAGACGCCACCGCUGCUGGGUGCGGGCGGGUUGGCGGACGGCAGGUCGCUCGCUGCCCUCCUCUCUGCGGGCUGCGCAGGUGGCGUUUACGGAACGAGGUUCGUAAUUACUCCCGAAUCGACAUACUCGCAGUUGCAGAAGGAGGAGCUGGUCAAGGCAAAGGGCUCAGCGACACUGCGUACGUUUGCAUUUGACGAUGCGCGAGGCACGCUCGGAUGGCCACAGGGCACAGACGGCAGAGGGUUGCGCAACAAGACGGUCGAGGAAUACGAGCGCGAUCUCCAAGAUCAGGUCAAGGCGGGCAAAGAAGAUCCAGAAGGCGCCAAGAAGAGGAUGGAGAGGUACAAGCAGGCGGCCAAGGACAAUGAUACGGAUCGUAUUGUCAUUUGGGCUGGCACGGGUGUUGGUGCGAUCAGUGCCAUUACACCGGCCAAGCAGGUCGUGGAAGAUAUCACUCGUGAGGCGAUCGAAGCGCUGGACAGGGUGCAGAGCUACGUUCAAUGA
This is a messenger RNA of Kalmanozyma brasiliensis GHG001, 1176 nucleotides long. RefSeq names its product 2-nitropropane dioxygenase, NPD. NCBI's taxonomy places the organism in Eukaryota, Fungi, Basidiomycota, Ustilaginomycetes, Ustilaginales. The transcript has a single exon. Bases 1 to 1176 code for a protein of 391 amino acids. The record is from RefSeq and is a predicted model, not a curated record. Gene Ontology annotation, molecular function: nitronate monooxygenase activity.